This is a messenger RNA of Hypoxylon trugodes, 2073 nucleotides long. RefSeq names its product beta-glucosidase. The record is from RefSeq and is a predicted model, not a curated record. The coding region runs from base 147 to 1946 and encodes 599 amino acids. Gene Ontology annotation, biological process: carbohydrate metabolic process. The transcript has 4 exons. Gene Ontology annotation, molecular function: beta-glucosidase activity. Lineage: Eukaryota; Fungi; Ascomycota; Sordariomycetes; Xylariales; Hypoxylaceae.
GUUAGCUUCUACAUAAACUCAUAUAUUAACUCCUUUCCCGGAGCUAUAGAUUAAACAAUGUCUGCCAGAAGUUAAGGCAUCACAUCCUCCCAAGCGUUCCUCGAGGUCCUCUGUAAAGCCGCUUAAUAGUGGGAAAAUAGCGAAGUAUGGUUGUUAACGGCCCCAAACUCGUCUGUCUUACUUCCCUUAUGACUUUAGGGGUUGCGGCACCUAAUCCAGCUCCAACCGCUAAUGCGAGCACUGGAAUUUUCUCUUGGCCAGCCUACCCAGAACUUCAAUAUGCUACAGCACUCCCAAGACUAAAUUCUACGGCGACGUAUGCACGUCCCUAUUCAGAUCUCUCGUCGCUAGCUGGGUCCCAACAAACAACUACAUGGGCAAACAUAGCAACCCCGACAGACACCGGCGAAAAAUUCGGCAAUGCUGCAUGGUCGUCAUUAUGGGCGACUUUUUCAGUAGAUGCCCCACCUAUCACCACAACGGUGUCUCCCACUCCAGUGCCAAGCUCGGAGCUCGUAAAACCCACACCUCUUCCAUUCGUGGUAGGAAAGGGGGAAACGGAUGAUUACCAAUUCCCUAGUGAUUUCCAAUGGGGAUUUACCGGUUCCGCAGUGCAGGUGGAGGGUGCGGUUAAGAGUGAAGGCCGGGGGCCAACUGUUCUGGACCGUAUGAUCGGUCGCGGUCCGGCAGGAGUUCCCGGUGCUGGUCCUCCAGACGUUUCUGCCUUGAACUACUACCUAUACAAACAAGACAUCGCUCGACUUGCGGCAAUAGGGGUUAAGUCCUAUGGACUUAGUAUCUCUUGGUCAAGAAUCUUGCCUUUUGGCGUUGCUGGUUCUCCUGUAAAUCAGGAGGCUAUUGACCAUUACGACGAUCUAAUCAAUACGGUCCUAGAGUUCGGAAUGACGCCGAUUGUGACUCUAAAUCACCUUGACACCCCGCUAUACUUCAUGACGAGUACGAGUUGGCAGGGAUACGACCACCCGGAGUUUGUCGAUGGGUUUGUCAACUAUGCUAAAAUCGUUCUGACACAUUACGCCGACCGCGUUGGUACCUGGGUCACCUUCAACGAGCCAACUAACGAUGCAGCGAUAUUCAAAAAUUGGGCCUCGAGCUACAAUGUACUAAUGGCUCACGCGAAGACGGUGCACUUUUAUCGCGAUGAGAUAAAAGGAACCGGCAAGUGGAGUUUCAAACUAUCGGUCGCCUCGGGAUUCCCGUUACCUCUUGAUCCAGGGAAUCCGGAUGAUGUAGCGUCAAGUCAGAGGUCGCUUGACUUCUCUAUCGGUUACUUGACGAACCCGAUCUACCUAGGAACACAGAUCCCCUCUAGCGUGCUAGAGACGCUAGGUGACAAGGCACCCCGCUACACAGACGAGGAACUACAGUAUGCCGGGGGUACAGUCGAUUACCUAGGCGUUGAUAUUUAUGCCGCUAUAUACGCUACAACAUUAACCGAUGGCACUGAAACUUGCCUGUCGAAUAGCUCUCACCCAGCCUAUCCUUCGUGCACCAACACCACUACGAUCCGUGCCGGUUGGCAGAUUGGUGCAGAAAGCAAUGCAGCACCUUUUACUUUCUACCAACAUGCUCGCACCAUGUUCAAAUAUCUCGACACCACCUAUCCAACAGAAGAAGGCAUCUUCCUCGCAGAAUUCGGUUGGCCUGGAUUUGAAGAAGCCGCCAUGUCCACAGAACAAGCACGCGCCGAUAUGACAUCCACUUUAUUCUCUCAGCCGAUUUACAAUGAGAUUCUUAAGAGUAUACAUGAAGAUGAAGUCAAGUUCAAAGGAGCACUGGGUUGGGCAUAUCUUGACAAUUGGGAAUUCGGUUCGUAUGCUGCGCGUUAUGGCGUUCAGACUGUUAACAAUGUGACGUUGGAACGAUCUUAUAAACGCUCUAUUUUUGAUAUUGUUGAUUUUGUCAGCUCCCAUACGGGCAAUUGAAGGCAGAUAUGAAGAAGUUUUUAACUGGGCGAAAGACUGGUUUGAGUUGAACCACUUUAAUAUCUUUCGAAACAUAAACCCAAUUAGUAUUAAUUUGAGGUAUUAAUCAUAUUUAUUCCGUACUUCG